Molecule: messenger RNA, 1389 nt
Organism: Myzus persicae (green peach aphid)
Lineage: Eukaryota; Metazoa; Arthropoda; Insecta; Hemiptera; Aphididae
Exons: 8
Coding region: 583-1209 (208 amino acids)
Source: RefSeq, a predicted model, not a curated record
UCCCGCCAAACAGGAUUUCAAAUUGUGGGAAAGGGCGACGCCUUUUUACAAAUGAUAACGAUGUAAACAUUAACAGCUGUUAUUUUUGUUGCACCCUUAAGUAUUGAUUUUUGACGGAACUCGGAUUGCCGUCGCAGACUCGCGGCGUCAGACCGUGUUAUUCAGCCAUAUAUUAUACACCUAGUUAUAUUUUUUUAGUUUGUGGUACAGCAGAACAGAUGAAACAGAUUUAAUCCAAUCUUUAUCUGUAGUGGUACAGCCCAAAGUAAUUACUUUAUGGUACACCCCAUCCAUAUAUUUAAUCAACUAUUGUUUUUGUGUUGUCGAUCAUUUGUCAUCGCGGAAACGGACUCCGUAGAUAUCAUACAGCGACGUCGGCCAAAUCAAUGAUUAUAAUUAUAAUAAAGUAAUAGAACACUUUUAACUUAUGACUUUUCUCACUUUUAAAAUUAAAAUUGAAUGCCGAUUUGUUCAUUUUGAUGAUUAAGUACCUACUAUCGAUAUCAGUUUUCGUCUUAGUUAAAUUAAUCAAUUAAUUAAAAUUAAAAUAAUACAUUUAUAAUAAUAUUAUACCACUUAACCAUGACUGAACAUUUCGUUUCAUUUCACAUUCGCUGUAAAAAAGAAUUAUUUGAAAUGAAAAUAAAACCUCCAAUAGAUUUACCUGGAUUCGUUGAAAGCCUGAAAAAUGAAUUAAAAUUGGAUGAAAUAGACGAUAUCGUCGUAUUAUUUCCAGUAGCUGAUGGAAAGAUGAUGGAAAUACAAUCAGAUGAUGACUUUGAAUUUUUUAAGAAUAACAAAAUAAUCUACGAUGCUGAAGAGGAACAAAUUUGUUGCAAUGUAGAACUUGUGGUAAUUAUUGUUCAUAGACUGCCAGAUGACCCAAAUGCUAAAUUUCAAAUUUUAUCAAAUAGAUUGGACCAGUUAACAUCUCAAGUUGAUAAAUUAUCAGAUAUAUUUAACAAAAAAAUGAAUGAAGAUAAUUCUAGUGUUGUUGCAGCUAUAUUUAGGUCAAUUUUGGCUGAGAACUCAGAGAUAGAUUUGGGAAACAAAUUAAAGAAAAAAUCUCCAGGCGAACCAAGUAAGCUCAACUCAUCAAACUUGAAACCCGAAAAUGGUCAACACAAAAAAAAAACAAAGAAGGGUAAGGAAAAGUCGUCGUCAACAUCUACUUUUGAAACAAGUUAUAUUAAAUCUCGUCAACCUUGAUUGAACACUUUGGAAAAUUGGAUAUACUCACACACCAUUAUUCUGCAAAAACUGAUAUUUUAUUAACAAUGUUAUCAGCAGAAAGAUACACAAACACUAUACAGAAUAUCAUAGUACUAAAGAAAUUUGAUAAAAAAUUUAUAAAAGUUUCAAACUACUUAAAAUUAAUGCUUAAAAAUA